Molecule: messenger RNA, 486 nt
Organism: Papilio xuthus (Asian swallowtail)
Lineage: Eukaryota; Metazoa; Arthropoda; Insecta; Lepidoptera; Papilionidae
Product: ubiquitin carboxyl-terminal hydrolase 32-like
Exons: 2
Source: RefSeq, a predicted model, not a curated record
CAUGACAUGAGUUGAGAGUUGAAUUUUGAUAGAACAAGUGGCAAGUGCUGAAGCUCGCAAUGAAGUUGUAUAAAAAAUAAAAAUAUUCAAUAUGGCUACAGAUCAUACGACGUGAGCUGUCAGCUGUAGUAAUUAUUGUUUCUUUGUGUUAAUUACGCGUUAAAAAUGUUAUGAUUAUUCCGUGUUAUCGAAUAUGGGUGCGAAAGAUUCAAAACCUAGUUUUAUAUCUUACGAAGAUGCGACGAAGAGAGUAAGCGAGAGUGAAUUACGACGUAUUCGUGAAGCGUUUAAGAGAUGUGCCGGUACAAGUGGGACGGCCUUGAGCCUGGAAGCGUUCGUCCAUGAAGUGCUAUGUGACGGAGUACCUUACGAAGUGGCAGAGUGGUUGUACCAGGCUUGUGGUGGUACAAAGCGAGGGAUCAUAUUCCGGGACCUUCUGUGCGGUAUCGUCGUGUUGACGAAAGGAAAUCUAGAGGAGAAAAUCAA